AUGAGCUCGAGCAACGACAAGUUCCCGCUGCCCGACGGCUACUUCCCGCCGGUGAAGCUCAUCCCGGCGGAGAUCGAGGUCUACGAGCAGCGCGUCGAGAUCAUCAUGAAGAACGCGCUGGCCGAGUACAACCUGCACGAGGCCAUGGGCGCUCGGCCGGACUACGGCUCCCGGUGGAGCGUGGUCGGCAACGUCGAGCACCUCACGGCCAUCCGCGAGGUGGACCCGUCCAGGGCGGUCGAGUCCUCGCGCGUCUUCGGACGCGUCGACGGGGACUACCGCAACUUCAUCGACUUCUACUACUCCACCACGGCGCAGGAGGUGUUCGCCGUCAACCAGUUCAUGUUCGGAUACGCGGUGGAUGCCGCCGUGCUGUGCAACAUCCACACGAAAGAAUCGGCCAAGCCGCAUCUGUAUCUCGGCAUGAAGUGGGUCUGCCUGGACCCGUCGACGCUGUCGCGCAAGCGCGAUAUGUGCUUCCUUGAGUACCUCGUCUUCACGAAGGACCUCCAGGAGCGCGACGUCGGCGUGCGGAUCACGCUGCCGCUGCAGCUCGACGAGUGCCCGCCGCUGCCCGAGAAGCUCAAGACCAGGCGGAUCCAGUCGCACACGGUCACCAUUGUCCGCCCGACCACCGACAGCGCAGACACCACGCAGAUCUUCAUGACGAGCGAGGUCGACAUGUUCAAGGGCUCCGGGUUCUCGUCGGUUGCUACGUUCAAGAAGCUCAUGACGACGCUGAGCUCCAUGGCGCUGUACGCCGACUCGAAGAAGAUCUCGACCUACGGCAUCCUGGACCGCAGCAGUUGGGCGCCGAAGAAGGCGCGGUCGAACUGCUCCGUGUGCAACCGCAAGUUCUCCACGACGCGCCGCCGCCAGCACUGUCGGCUCUGUGGCGAGGUCGCGUGUCGGCGCUGUAUGACAGUCCGCGAUGCGCCAAACCUCGAUGACAACGCGACCUCCACGCCGCGCACGUUCCAGGUGGUGAAGACCACGUUCUGCAAGGCUUGCAUGGGCAAGAUCCGCGGCAGCGACGUCACCAACAGCAUUGCCGGGAUUGACAGCCAGGACGAAGGAUUCUCCGACGCCGAGUCGAUCAGUUGGUUCCCGGACAGGUCCCAGCGCCGAAGCUUGGACAACGAUACCAACUUCACGUUGACCGGGGGCUCGGCAACUCAGGACAAGUUUUCCAGCAGCAUCAGCUCCGAGGUGUACUCGGAAACGAAAACGAGCGUGUCGUCCUCGCAAGAUGAAGACGAAGAGAUCGAGGUUGAGGUUGAGGAAGUCACGGAGCCUGCUGCUCCGAUGAUGAUUGAUCUGCGUCAUCUCCGCACUAUGGCUGGUGCAGAGCGCGUCGUACAAGAAGCCGAAGAAGCUGAACUGCGGACGAUGCGUGAGUCUCUCGCAGCGCUGGACUUCAAGACGGUUCGUCUCAUGAACUCGCCGAGCGGUAAACUACCGCCCAUGGAGGAAGACGACGACGACGACGACGACGACGAUGUCAUUGAAGUAAUCGACACGCCGAACCAGAUCGUGUCUACUUCACGGCAAAUCGUGUCGUCUCCUUUGGACGAAUCGCCCAUGGAUGAACACGCCCUGGCAGACCAGGUGCUGUUUGGAUCGAGUCGGUCAAUCGACCAGUGCCUCCAGGAGCAGGAAGUACUGCUCAAGCGCUUGGUGAUGGCAGCGAACUCGUCCUCCGGAUAUUAUCCACCCACCGCGCGCAGCCAGAAGUGA
Messenger RNA from Phytophthora sojae, 1737 nucleotides. RefSeq lists its product as hypothetical. Gene Ontology annotation, molecular function: metal ion binding. Lineage: Eukaryota; Oomycota; Peronosporomycetes; Peronosporales; Peronosporaceae. The record is from RefSeq and is a predicted model, not a curated record. The transcript has 3 exons. The coding region runs from base 1 to 1737 and encodes 578 amino acids.